UUUGGCAGACUUAAUCCUGCACAUAGUGUAAUUCCUAAUCCAUCUCACCAGAACUCAUCUGCAAAAGAGACCUGCCAAAAUCUGUGCCAGAAAGGCUGGAUUAGUUACAAAGGUCACUGUUAUUUUCAAAAGAGAAUGACAUAGACCCAAGCUGAGAAAACCUGCUGGACUGAAAGAGCAGGAGGUCAUCUAACUAGCAUGGCCAGUGCAGAUGAGAAUGAAGUCCUUUGUAAACUUGCUCAGCGACAGAAGGAAACCCAGUUCUGGACAGGGGGAACUUACCAAAAGGGAUCAUUUUUGCAAUGUAGUGAUGGAUCUCUGGCAACCUUCAUCCAGAGGCCUCUGUUAUCCCUUUUCAGAGCUGUUGGAGGACUAGUUAACAGCCUAUUUAACAUAAAAAUUCGCCUGACCCUGAAUAUUGGCAGGGGUGAAUGGGACCGAUCUCCCUGCAGCAAGCGGCUACCGUUCAUCUGCGUUUACAAACCAAAACUGAUGCACUCUUAA
Messenger RNA from Aquila chrysaetos chrysaetos, 504 nucleotides. Its product is annotated as snaclec coagulation factor IX-binding protein subunit A-like. NCBI's taxonomy places the organism in Eukaryota, Metazoa, Chordata, Aves, Accipitriformes, Accipitridae. The record is from RefSeq and is a predicted model, not a curated record. Gene Ontology annotation, molecular function: signaling receptor activity.